AUGUUUGAUGUCAAUCGUCAGUGUCACAAGGAUCCUCAGGUGUUUGGGUCCUGUCCAAACCAGCUUUUAUUCGGUUCUUUAGCGAAAAGAAAGUAUAUCUACUUUCGGAAAAUAAAACCGCUGGACGGUAUCUUCACUUACUUCAUAUGGAGCCAGAAGAACGUUGUUCUUGAAGAGAUUAAAAUCAGGUCUGAAUGCGACCAUAUUAGUCUUGUGAGUGACAAACUUUCGGCGGACUUUGUGCGAAUGUUCUUUCCACCUCUACCACUUCAGCGAUCGCUGCUGCUCUUCGCCUUCAGAUCGUCUUUUACUAUCAUUCCGUAG
Molecule: messenger RNA, 324 nt
Organism: Angiostrongylus costaricensis
Lineage: Eukaryota; Metazoa; Nematoda; Chromadorea; Rhabditida; Metastrongylidae
Source: the annotation of a GenBank genome assembly